This is a messenger RNA of Lepidothrix coronata (blue-crowned manakin), 544 nucleotides long. Its product is annotated as DC-STAMP domain-containing protein 1-like. NCBI's taxonomy places the organism in Eukaryota, Metazoa, Chordata, Aves, Passeriformes, Pipridae. The coding region runs from base 29 to 544 and encodes 171 amino acids. The transcript is spliced from 2 exons. The record is from RefSeq and is a predicted model, not a curated record.
GCCCGUGGCCAACCUCUGGCACAACCUGAUGGAGGCGAAACGCUCGAUGGACUGCGUGGUGGAUCUUCAGGUCAACCACACGACCGGUCUCUGGGAGGUGUCAACGGCCCCCCUGCGCCACGUGAUGGAGGAGCUGGUGCGGAGCGGGGAGACGCUGAACACGGAGAUGCAGAACCUCUCACGCGCCUUCGUGGAGCUGAACGACCAGGUGGCCAGCGAUGAGGGCUACAACCUGCGGCAGGACAAGGACAAGGGCACCCAGCCGGCCCGCAGCACCCAGGAGCUGUACGAGAGGAAGACCAAACACCGCUGUGCCAGUGAGCAGGACGGGCAGGGGCUGGCAGCACACAGGGCAGGCGGCUGCCAGCCGCGGGGGGCUGUCCUAGAACCCCAUGCCAGCACCAUGGACGGGGUCUUGGCCAGCGGGUCUAGGUCUGCACAGGCAGCUGAAGACUCCUGCCUCCCAGGUGUGAUCAAGAACAGCCUGGAGCACUGUGAGGGCCAGUUCUGUGGUUGUGCUCUGCAUCGGCCACCUCAAGAGUGA